UUCGAUCUCCUAAAACCUUAGUGCUACCUGCCGCCCCCGCAUCCCUUUCCCGCCGUCCCCCGCAUCGAAAACCCUAGCUCAUCCUAGUCCGGCGGCGGGGAUGCCAGGGAUGCUGACGGACGGCGGCCGCGCAAGUGGCGCCAUCGUCCCAUUCUCGGGGGAGUCAGGCCACGCGGCGGCGGUAGCCCCACCCGUGCGGACCAUCCGCCACGGUGUGGCCCCGCCCAUCUCCCGCGUCUACGUCUCAUUUUCUAGCGGCAACCUCCUGCAGGUUGCUUGUCUCCGCCCGCCGAAUCAGGAGGGCGGCGGCGAGCGUAGGGCUGAGGAGGUCGGUGGGAGAGUGGUGGAGGUAAACCUCGGCGGUGGCGGCGCCGGCGCCGGCGCCGGCUGCGCGGAUGUCGAGGAGGAGAUCGAUGAGGCGGAAAUGAGGAGGGUCGAGUACGGGUCGGUACCGGCGUUUGCGCUGCUUCAGAGCAGGAGGAAUGCGCUCGCUGAUGCAGCUGCUAUGUCUCGUGUGCCUGCAGUCUCCGAGCACGCAGAGUGGUGGCAAUAUGUGCUUGAAUAUAGUAAAACUAUCAAUAAUCUCCUUGGGAACACAGAUUCUCUUCCUGCUUUCAUGAUUGAUGACCCAAAGACGAUUCUUAAGGUCAGGGAGAAGCUGACUAGUUUAAAGGCUGCAUGGGAGUUGCUGGAGAUAUUCUUUGUUGAUAAACAGUUACAAAGUUGGCUUCCAGAGCGUCUUGUUGAUUGGUUAGCCGACUAUGAUAGUCUCUUGACCAAGACAGAGAACACGGUAUACCGCAUGCUCAGUAAUUUCCAGAAAAAGCUCAUCAACCUGCAGAUUGUUGAAGAUGACCCUGAUUAUUGGAAUGGAUUGUCAUCUGCACUGUCAGUUGGAUGGCUUGAUAUUGUGGUGAAUAUGCUACGUUUUCAUGGAUCAUACCAACUGGAUCAGAUGGACAGCCGUGAGACAGAAAAUGGGUUGGUUGAAGCUGUUGCUGUUCUUGUGUCAACCAUGCCACGCAUGCGACCAGAUUUGCCAUCGGGUAAAUUAGGCUACUGUUGUAAAACAAGACCUGAUUUUAUAAAGGCACUGGAAAAAUGGCGAGGUCAAGUAAGUAAACUGGAGUGCAGUGCAUUCUGGAUUCAGUGUGGCCACCAAAAAACCCGUGAUGGUUUGAAGAAUUUGCUCCAUAUUAUGAUGGGGAACAUAAAGAACCUCACUGCUGCAACUUCACAUUGGCUGGAGCUAUUUAUUUCUCAUUUUCUUUAUAUAAGGCCGUUCACAGUGGGUUUUGAAGGGAUGCAUCAGUUAGCACAAAAGUGCAUACAGCUUAAACCGACUGCUGAAAAUAGUGGAUUGACAGGCCUCCUUACUGGCAUCCUUUCAGAAAAUACAGAGGUUGUCUUAGCUGAAUGCACCAAAAAAUUUGGCCCUUGGAUGGUCACACAUGCUAUGGAGCUGUUGACUGCUGACAAUGAUUACGCAGAUAUGAUGUUGCAUGAGGAGAGACCUGAGUUCGGUGGUAUAAGCAUAGAGGAGCUGCACCGGCUAGUUUAUGCUCAAGUGUUGUGCUCUCACUCUCUAACUUGGCAGAUUGCACCAACUUAUCUGUCAUCAUGUCUAAACCAAGGCCUAGGGCUGUUGGAGAUUCUACUUCUCAAGCAACCCAUACAAGAUAAUCGUCUUGUAUUGAAGACUUUGGAAAUUUGCCGCUUGUUUGAGCUGGAGAAUGUUAGUACAAAUAUCAUGAAGAUUGCAGGCAUUUAUCAUUGGAAGCAUGGGAGGAAAGGGACUGGAGUUUACUGGUUCCAGCAAGCUCAUGAUAAAGUUCGGCUUGACAGAAUUGCUCGACAGUUGUUCGAACACAUUGGGAAGUCGGUCACAGAUGAUAGUUUUAAGCAAUGGGAGGGGCUGCUUGAGUUACUAGGUUCUGACAUUGGUAGCGCAGGUGGUCUUGAGUUCCUUCACAGGUACCGGGAUUUCAAAAGGUCUCUUUGGCAGGCACAAGAAGGAAGGACUGGUCAGUCUGCUCGCCAGACCGUGGAAUUUCUUAUACAGCUGAUGAGAAACCCUUCUACACCUCAACGUUUCUGGCUACCCCUUUUACAUGACUCGGUGAGGCUUCUUAAUUGCAAACCCUGCCCAUUGUUGAAUGUUGCUGAAACGACCUUGUUGCUCAACAAACUACAAGAAUUGUCAAUGGCCAAACUUCGACCUGACUUUUCCAACAUCUACCUACCAAGCCAUGCACUGAACUCCGUCAGGCUAGCUCUGGCAUCAAAUCUUGCGCGUGCUAUUCUUGAAGAACCGUAAGUUAUAGUUAUUUUCACGGGAGGAGUAUCAGAUAUAUUUUGCUGGAAGUUUGGGGGUGACGGUGUUCCUCGGCAGUUGAUUACCAGUAAUGGUGUUUUCCUUGAGAAAAGGUUGAACAUGUGUUCGCUCUGGAUGGGCAAAGGUUGAACCGUUCACCAUGGAUGAGCAAUUGUUCUAUGCGUGUAUGUAUGUACCGUGCUUUGUAUUUUUUGGCUUUAGUGAUAUUUUAGAUGCCAAUUGCAUUUACGAAGCCCUAAACCGUGCAUAACCAUGACCUUCGUUAUAACGGGUGACGGGUGACGUGCCUCAGAUAAGAGUGAAUGGAGAAAGUUUAUAGUGGA
Messenger RNA from Oryza brachyantha (malo sina), 2658 nucleotides. RefSeq names its product nuclear pore complex protein NUP85. Lineage: Eukaryota; Viridiplantae; Streptophyta; Magnoliopsida; Poales; Poaceae. Bases 101 to 2317 code for a protein of 738 amino acids. Gene Ontology annotation, biological process: positive regulation of DNA-templated transcription; protein import into nucleus; mRNA export from nucleus. Gene Ontology annotation, cellular component: nuclear pore outer ring. Gene Ontology annotation, molecular function: structural constituent of nuclear pore. The record is from RefSeq and is a predicted model, not a curated record. The transcript is spliced from 18 exons.